Aspergillus ibericus CBS 121593 is the source of this 750-nucleotide messenger RNA. RefSeq names its product ubiquitin carboxyl-terminal hydrolase. Gene Ontology annotation, molecular function: cysteine-type deubiquitinase activity. Bases 1 to 750 code for a protein of 249 amino acids. Gene Ontology annotation, biological process: protein deubiquitination; ubiquitin-dependent protein catabolic process. Gene Ontology annotation, cellular component: cytoplasm. The transcript has 2 exons. Lineage: Eukaryota; Fungi; Ascomycota; Eurotiomycetes; Eurotiales; Aspergillaceae. The record is from RefSeq and is a predicted model, not a curated record.
AUGAGCGACCCCGACGCCCCUCAAACCAACAAGGCCUUCGUGCCUCUCGAAAACAAUCCCGAAGUAAUGACCCACCUCGUCCGCCAACUCGGUCUCUCCCCCGCCAUCGGCUUCACGGACGUCUGGUCAAUCGACAGCCCCGACCUACUAGCCUUCGUCCCGCGUCCCUCCUACGCCCUCCUCCUCGUCUUCCCCGUCUCCCAAGCCUACGAAUCUGCCCGCAUCUCCGAAGAUACUCCGCUCCCAGAAUACACCGGCUCCGGCCCCUCAGAGCCCGUGAUGUGGUUCAAGCAAACGAUCCGGAACGCGUGCGGGCUGAUCGGACUUCUGCAUGCGGUGUCGAACGGCGCGCCCCGGAAGCAUGUCACGCCUGGGUCGGAUCUAGAUGCGCUGUUAAGGGAGGCGGAGGGGCUGGCGCCGAUACAGAGGGCGGAUUUGUUGUAUGAGAGUAAGGCGUUGGAGAGUGCGCAUGCGGGUGCGGCACGGUUGGGGGAUACGGAGGCGCCGCAGGCGGAGGAUGCGGUGGAUUUGCAUUUUGUGGCGUUUGUGAAGGGUGAGGAUGGCCGGUUGUGGGAGUUAGAUGGGAGGAGGAAGGGGCCGUUGGAGAGAGGGGUUUUGGGUGAGGAUGAGGAUGCCUUGAGUGAGAGGGCGUUGGAGUUGGGGGUGAGGAGGUUUUUGGAGAUUGAGAAGAAGAGUGGGAAUCCGGAUGUGAGGUUCAGUUUGGUUAGUUUGGGGGAGGUCUUUGAUUAG